Molecule: messenger RNA, 1137 nt
Organism: Aspergillus tanneri
Lineage: Eukaryota; Fungi; Ascomycota; Eurotiomycetes; Eurotiales; Aspergillaceae
Product: GNAT family N-acetyltransferase
Exons: 1
Coding region: 1-1137 (378 amino acids)
Molecular function (GO): acyltransferase activity, transferring groups other than amino-acyl groups
Source: RefSeq, a predicted model, not a curated record
AUGGAUCAACCCAUCGUCCACGAAGUCGAUAUCUCCGCUCUAAUUCCCUCUCUACAAUCCCACCUGCCCUAUUCACUUCCACUGCUUCGACGUCUCCAGCACUCUCGCAUCCAUGUUUCAUCCACAGCCAAGUAUCUGACCACUGUGUCGCCCUCGUCGUCAGGGACAGGGACAGGGACAGAGACAGGGCCAUCUCCAUGGCUAGCGGCCUGGGUGGAUCUCCACGCUCGUCCAGAGACGCAAGUCAUUAUCUACUCCAGUCUCGAAGCGCUCCCUCUUCAUGUGCCCUCGUCUCACGAUACUCUGGACUGGGACCGGGUUCGUGCGCAGCUUUUGGCUCUCCUAUCGUAUAUCAAGACGCGUUUGAUGCCUGAGUAUCUCCAGACGAUUGAAUCGAAUGCGAGUGCGAGUUUGAAUGCAAGUCCCGUAUCUCGCGCUUUUAAAAUCGGCCAUCUACACACGAAACUCUUCUCCCUGCUCACGGUAUCGGGGGAAUAUAUCCCGAACGCGAAAAUGAUUCCUGGUUUGAGAGUUCAUCGAUAUGAUUAUCCGCCUUAUAACAAGUAUUUAUUUGCAUACCCUCCUGUUAUCUCCUCGGAUACAAACACAAACACAGAUACAAAUACAGAUGUCGAACUCUCACCCGGGUACAGCUUCACCGACCGUCACGGUCACAGGGGCCUUUCCCUACAUCAUUACGAGCUUAUUUGUCGCCGAUCGAGCGUGCCUCGCACCCCUAAGAGUCUAGCUACCUUCUUCGGGGUGGCGAUCUACGCACAUUCUCCCGUCCUGAAGUUAGAAGUGUCCCCCUCAGAUGGGGAUGGGACUUCGUCCUCCGACGGGGACGGAGACAGAGAUACAGACGAUCCCGUCGCGUGGGCCUUCUUGAGCGCCGAGGGGACCUUGGCCGUACUGCAUGUGGAACCGGAGCAUCGUGGACGGGGCCUGGCGCUGCUGGCGUCGCGGGCGGUGAUGCGGAGAGGGAUGACGGAAGAUGGGAUUUGGGGAGGUUCUGGCCAGAAGGUCUGGGUGCAUGCGGACGUGCUACCACAGAAUAUGGCGAGUUGUCGCGUGAUGGAGAAAUUGGGGGGUGUGGUAGGGUGGUCUUGUACGUGGACGGAUUUGGAGUUUGACUGA